This is a messenger RNA of Ochotona curzoniae (black-lipped pika), 2628 nucleotides long. It is a transcript of the gene THBS4, whose product is annotated as thrombospondin 4. The coding region runs from base 16 to 2628 and encodes 870 amino acids. The transcript has 21 exons. Lineage: Eukaryota; Metazoa; Chordata; Mammalia; Lagomorpha; Ochotonidae. Gene Ontology annotation, molecular function: calcium ion binding. The record is from RefSeq and is a predicted model, not a curated record. Gene Ontology annotation, biological process: cell adhesion. Gene Ontology annotation, cellular component: extracellular region.
UUCGAGUUCACCGUCAUGGGACGCCUGAACAAAGCCAUCCUCCGCUACCUGAAGAGCGAUGGGAAGAUCCACCAGGUGGUGUUCAACAACCUACAGCUGGCUGACGGCCAGCGGCACAGGGUCCUCCUGAGACUGACCAAUCUGCAGCGGGGGCCGGGCUCCGUGGAGCUCUACAUGGACUGCACCCAAGUGGAUUCUGCUCACAGUCUCCCUAGAGCCUUUGCUGACCUCGCCCAGAAUCCAAAGUCUUUGGAGUUGAGGACCUUUCAAGGGAAGGCACAGGGCUUGUUUGAAGAGCUGAAGCUGGUGGUGCAAGGCUCACUGAUCCAGGCAGCCAGCCUGCAGGACUGCCUCCUACAGCAGAGCGAGCCGCUGGCUACCACGAGCACAGGUGACUUCAACCGGCAGUUCUUGGGUCAAAUGGCGCAGCUCAACCAGCUCCUGGGAGAGGUGAAGGACCUGCUGCGACAGCAGGUCAAGGAGACAUCACUCUUGCGCAACACCAUCGCCGAGUGCCAGGCCUGUGGUCCUCUGAGUUUCCAGUCCCCGACCCCCAACACCCUGGUGCCCCCCGCCCCCCCUGCUCCUCCGACACGUGCACCACGCCGCUGCGACUCCAACCCGUGCUUCCGAGGCGUACGCUGCACCAACACCAGGGAUGGCUUCCAGUGUGGGCCCUGCCCUGAGGGCUACACGGGCAAUGGCAUCACCUGCUCGGACGUGGAUGAGUGCAAGUACCGUCCCUGCUACCCCGGAGUGCACUGCGUGAACUUGGCUCCCGGCUUCAGAUGCGAUGCCUGCCCCGUAGGCUUCUCGGGGCCCCCAGUCCAGGGUGUGGGAAUCGCGUUUGCCAAGUCAACUAAACAGGUGUGCUCCGACAUCGACGAGUGUGCCAACGGAGCAUGCGUGCUCAACUCCAUGUGCACCAACACUCUGGGAUCCUACCGCUGCGGGCCCUGUGAGCCCGGCUACACCGGGGAUCAGACGCGCGGGUGCAAGGCUGAGAGGAGCUGCAGGAACCCGCAGCUGAACCCCUGCAGCCCCAAUGCACAGUGUGUCGAGGAGCGGCGCGGGGAGGUGAUGUGCGUGUGCGGAGUCGGCUGGGCUGGGGACGGUUAUGUGUGUGGGAAGGACGUGGACAUCGACAGCUACCCCGACGAGGAGCUGCCGUGCUCUGCCAGGAACUGCAGGAAGGACAACUGCAAGUACGUGCCCAACUCGGGCCAGGAAGACGCAGACGGAGACGGCCUUGGUGACGCGUGCGAUGAGGACGCUGAUGGAGACGGCAUCCUGAACGAGCAGGAUAACUGUGUCCUGACACACAAUGUAGACCAGAGGAACAGCGACAAGGACAUCUUUGGGGACGCCUGUGACAACUGCCACACCAUCUUAAACAACGACCAGAAGGACACGGACGGGGACGGGAGAGGGGACGCGUGCGAUGAUGACAUGGACGGGGACGGAAUAAGAAAUAUUUUGGACAACUGCCCCAAAGUGCCAAAUCGUGACCAGCGGGACAAGGACAGUGAUGGCGUGGGGGACGCCUGUGACAGCUGCCCUGAUGUCAGUAACCCUAACCAGUCCGAUGUGGACAAUGACCUGGUGGGCGACUCCUGCGACACCAACCAGGACAGUGACGGCGACGGGCACCAGGACAGCACGGAUAACUGCCCCACGGUCAUCAACAGUGCCCAGCUGGACACGGACAAGGAUGGCAUUGGUGAUGAGUGCGAUGAUGAUGAUGACAAUGACGGCAUCCCGGACUCCGUGCCCCCAGGGCCUGACAACUGUCGGCUGGUCCCCAACCCCGGGCAGGAGGACAGCAACAGCGACGGUGUGGGAGACAUCUGCGAGUCUGACUUCGACCAGGACCAGGUCAUCGACCGCAUCGACGUGUGCCCCGAGAACGCCGAGGUCACCCUGACCGAUUUCAGGGCCUACCAGACUGUGGUCCUGGACCCUGAGGGGGAUGCCCAGAUCGACCCCAACUGGGUGGUCCUGAACCAGGGCAUGGAGAUUGUGCAGACCAUGAACAGUGACCCCGGGCUGGCAGUGGGGUACACGGCCUUCAAUGGGGUGGACUUCGAGGGAACCUUCCACGUCAACACACAGACGGAUGACGACUACGCCGGCUUCAUAUUCGGUUACCAGGACAGCUCGAGCUUCUACGUGGUCAUGUGGAAGCAGACAGAACAGACCUACUGGCAGGCCACUCCGUUCCGGGCCGUGGCGGAGCCUGGCAUCCAGCUCAAGGCUGUGAAGUCACAAACAGGGCCUGGGGAGCACCUGCGCAACUCGCUGUGGCACACGGGGGACACCAGCGACCAGGUGCGGCUGCUGUGGAAGGACUCGAGAAACGUAGGCUGGAAGGACAAGGUGUCCUACCGCUGGUUCCUGCAGCACCGGCCCCAGGUGGGCUACAUCCGGGUGCGGUUCUACGAGGGCUCUGAGCUGGUGGCCGACUCCGGGGUCACCAUCGACACCACCAUGCGCGGAGGCCGUCUGGGGGUGUUCUGCUUCUCUCAGGAGAACAUCAUCUGGUCUAACCUCAAGUACCGCUGCAACGACACCAUACCUGAGGACUUCCAGGAGUUUCAGACACAGAACUUCGACCGCCUGGACAACUGA